Molecule: messenger RNA, 569 nt
Organism: Calypte anna (Anna's hummingbird)
Lineage: Eukaryota; Metazoa; Chordata; Aves; Apodiformes; Trochilidae
Product: NADH dehydrogenase [ubiquinone] 1 beta subcomplex subunit 6
Exons: 4
Coding region: 102-488 (128 amino acids)
Biological process (GO): mitochondrial ATP synthesis coupled electron transport; mitochondrial electron transport, NADH to ubiquinone
Source: RefSeq, a predicted model, not a curated record
GUCACUGCCCCGCACCGAGACACGAAGGACACGGCGCCCGCAGCGGGAGCGGGACCGGUACCGGGAGCGGGGCUGAGGCUGAGCCGGGGAGCGGCGGCGCCAUGAGCGGCUACAGCGAGGACGAGAAACUGCGGCUGCAGCAGCUCCGGGCCCUGCGGCGCCGCUGGCUGCGGGACCAGGAGCUGAGCGAGCGGGAGCCCGUCCUGCCGCCGCGGCAGCUGGGCCCGGUGGCCGCCUUCUGGGAACGCUUCCUGCAGCCCGGGGGGCUCUGGCGGCAGCAGGUGUUCAAGGUUUUCCAGACCGGCGGCUACGUCCUGACGCGGGUCCUGAUCCCCGCCUGGGUCAUCCUCUACUACCUGAAGUACCACGUGGCGAAAUCUCCCCAUGGAAUUGUGACAUCAAACCCACGGAUAUUUCCAGGGGACAGGAUUUUGGAGACAGGAGAAAUUAUUCCCCCCCUGAAAGAUGAACCUGGUGCACACCACUGAUGGCUGAGAGCUGCUCUUCUCCAGCAAGCAAGGCAAGAGCUGCAGCUGCUUUCUCUCUCUUAUAAAAGGCUCUGAACUCUU